AAAAACCGACGGGUGCGUGCACCUUAGCGGUGCUACGCGCCCGAGCUUUAGACCACACGCACCAGUAGCCUUGGCUGCUGCUGCGUGCCACCUUUUCCUCGCCCCCAUUUCUCCCCCCUCCCUCUCUCUCGAAUUCUCUAGAGGCCAAAACAAAGAGUCAAAGACCAAGAGCCCAAACUAACUGCAUCGUUACGAAUCCCUUGCAACUCGUAGCGCGGGAUUUCACUGCACAUCAGAAACAAGAGAAGGUAUCCAGAAAGAGAAGACGAGAGAAGGGAAUUCCCAGAUGAGGUCGAUUGUCUCGCGUUUGAUCCAUUCGAAGUCCUCCCUCUCUCGAUUAUAUUUCAGUACAUCAGGUCUAUUAAGCAAUGGCAGGUUAUUGUCUACUGAUUCUAAUCACGUAGAUGAGCCUUUCAAAGUAGAGGAAGCAGAGACACUCAAAGUGCCACCGCCUCCAUCAGAUAAGUUGCUGGUAUUGGGCGGCAAUGGUUUUGUUGGUUCACAUGUUUGCAAAGAAGCUUUAGUGCAUGGCUUGUCUGUUUCUAGUCUUAGCAGAUCUGGAAGGUCAUCGAUACAUGAAUCAUGGGCUGAUAAAGUUGUGUGGCACCAAGGAAACCUUCUCUUACCUGAUUCAUUGAAGGAUGUUAUGAAUGGUGUAACUGCUGUGAUAUCAUGUGUUGGAGGCUUCGGGUCAAAUUCUCAUAUGUAUAAGAUCAAUGGAACUGCAAACAUCAAUGCUAUCAGAGCAGCUUCUGAGCAAGGCGUAAAAAGAUUUGUAUAUAUCUCAGCUGCUGAUUUUGGUCUCGCAAAUUAUCUGUUACAAGGUUAUUAUGAGGGAAAGAGAGCUGCUGAAGCAGAGUUGUUAACAAAAUUUACAUAUGGAGGAGUUAUACUCAGGCCCGGUUUUAUAUAUGGGACUCGCCAAGUUGGGAGUACGAAGAUACCUCUAGGUAUUAUUGGGUCACCACUUGAGAUGGUCUUUCGGCGUGCAAAAGCACUCAGUCAAAUCCCACUUGUGGGUCCUCUCUUCACUCCUCCAGUGAAUGUUACCUCUGUUGCAAAGGUUGCUGUGAGAGCUGCAACGGAUCCAGUUUUCCCUCCAGGCAUUGUUGAUGUAUAUGGUAUCCUGCGCUAUGGUGAGCAAAAGUGACCUCCUGCCCCGGGGAAAUGAUCACAAAUCAGCACCAUCUCAAGGUGCAAAAUUUACUUUUGUUCCUCCCAUUCAGGCCAUAAAGGAUGAUAAAAAUUCUGUUCAUCAAAUUCUGGCCAAGUAAUAAGAAUGCAUGAGUUUAUGCAGAGCUCAACUCUUGUCCGUUUUCAUGCACUCAGUUUUCCAUGGGCGGUUGUUUUGGUGUAAAAAUAGCUUUUCCUUAUAAGAUGUGAUUCUUAAAUUGGCUUCUGUGCCUU
This is a messenger RNA of Elaeis guineensis (African oil palm), 1407 nucleotides long. The record is from RefSeq and is a predicted model, not a curated record. NCBI's taxonomy places the organism in Eukaryota, Viridiplantae, Streptophyta, Magnoliopsida, Arecales, Arecaceae.